AUGGGCCUGAGCUCCUCCAAGGCGCAGCCCAAGGUGACCAGGGUGGCCCCAGGGCCCACUCUGGGUGUCCUGCCCGGGGAGCCAGGACAGCCCAGCCCACAAAGCCCGGGUGGGACACCCUGGGGAAAGCCCAUCUUCCACCUGGAGCUUCCACCCCUGCGGGAGACCUGGCACGGGAGAGCCUCUGCAGGGCCCCUCUCUUUGAACACCUUGCCAGGAAAGGAUGGAGCCAGCAUCAUCAAGCAGCACCCACCUCGGAGGCCUCAAAGGCUUGAACCUGCCAUCCCUCCACAAGCCAUCACUCCUGCCAAGCCCUGGAGUCAGCGAGCAGUGGCUGCAGGCCCAAAACCAAAGGUGCUGGAGAAGAGGGGGCAAAGCCUGAAUCCCCUCCCUGGCAGGAGGCAGCACUUGCACAAGCUUCAGAUGCUGGACUUGACCCGCAAGCGACGAGAGGCGGAGCUGAAGCGGAAUCUCCACAGGGAGGCGAAAAUCAAUAAGCAAAAAAUCAAGGAAUUCAGCCCCCAGGAUGUCCUUGACAGUCCCCAGAGAGCUGACAGCACCAGAAGCCCAGACCCUGUCCCUGCUGAGCAUAGUCAGCAUUUUCAUGAAGAUGACCCUGGAAACACGUGGGGUGGGGAGCUCUCCAGGCAGCCUGACAGGGCUGAGCUCUCUCCAGACAGGAGGGGGAAGGCUGAGCUGUGGUUCUGCAGGGAGCCACGGACGAGGGAUCUGUUCUGGGACUCCUCCAGCCCAGGCUCCGAGGAGUGCGAGAGGGAAGAGAAGACUCACCGCAAACCCACGCUCGUGAGGACCAGGACAGAGAGAGUUUCCCUCUUUGAUGACUUCUUUGACAGGGAUUUCUAG
Messenger RNA from Pseudopodoces humilis (Tibetan ground-tit), 864 nucleotides. RefSeq names its product coiled-coil domain containing 198 (gene CCDC198). The record is from RefSeq and is a predicted model, not a curated record. Lineage: Eukaryota; Metazoa; Chordata; Aves; Passeriformes; Paridae.